This is a messenger RNA of Oreochromis niloticus (Nile tilapia), 2402 nucleotides long. RefSeq names its product phosphorylated adaptor for RNA export (gene phax). The record is from RefSeq and is a predicted model, not a curated record. Lineage: Eukaryota; Metazoa; Chordata; Actinopteri; Cichliformes; Cichlidae. Bases 409 to 1638 code for a protein of 409 amino acids. Gene Ontology annotation, biological process: snRNA export from nucleus. The transcript has a single exon. Gene Ontology annotation, cellular component: nucleus.
UAUGUGAUUCUGCAGUGUUUAUAAAGAACGUUCUAACGUUUAAUCGCUUUUGUUUAUUUUGAAAGGGUGUCAGAAUUUGCAGGCGGAAGUGUCGGUUUAGCCUAGCGCGGAUUUUAUUCCGUGAGUUUCAAGUUGGUCUGUUAGCUUCUUCCUAGCAGUUCAGUGUGUGAAAUAGAACAAGGCUGAAGUCCAGCUGUAUACAGAGCAGAAAGCCUGCUGCUGUAGCUUGCACUGGAGGUUUUUCCUCAGUAACCCGGACUUAAUUAAUUUUCUGUUGGGUUCAACGGUGUCGUUAGCUGCUAACGGUGCAGCGUUAGCUGUUCACGCUAAUUAGUGGUCUCAACUUUAGCCGAUGUAAUAAAACAGGAGUGUGCAGCCAUUAGCGUCGGUGUGGCUUUCAGAAAAGAAAUGGCGGGAGGCGGAGAUAUCAUGGACGGUGAUCUGGAAGAUGGAGAGAUCUCUGGGUCCAGCUCGGAUACUGAGAUGGGACCAGCCACAGUAGCACAAGAAGCUCGACCCCAGGUUCCCUCGACUUUCUGCGGCCAGUCUUUCCAGAACAGAGCCUAUGCUCAGGCACUUCCAGCCGAAGCUUAUCGCAGCACAGGUAGGACGGCAGAGUCUAGUGACAGUGACCCGGAGUCCUCUGACGAGGAGGCGGCUGUUUGGCGCCGGAAACGCCAGAAAGUUACCAUUGCUCCACAGCCGCCUGCAUGCAACGCCCGGCUAGGGCCGACCCCUCUGCCCGCCCAGGGGACGACGGGUGGCCGCAAGGUGAAUAACAUUUGGGGCUCUGUAGUACAAGAGCAGUGCCAGGACGCUAUCACUGCAGAACUUGGCAUAUUUGGCAUGGAUGGUGUUGGCAUGUCCAGCAGGAAUGUGGAGACUUAUAAUUUCGUCCUAGCUCGGAAGAUAAUGGAGAAGGAGAGGGAGAUGGAGGCACAGUCAAAUGAAGGAGGAGAAGUGAGCAUGCUGGAUGCUGAGCUGGAGGAGUACAUGAAGGGUAGGGGGUCAGAAGAGAACACAGGAGCUGAUGCAAAGAGAAAGAGGCCUGCAAAGGAGCGACUGGGCCCCAGAGAAGAGAUGGAUGUCAAAGGCCGCUAUGAGAUCACAGAAGGUGACCCUGAAGAUAAGGUGAUAGAUGAGAUUGCGUACAGGCUGCAGGAGCCCAAAAAGGAGCUGAUCGCUCGAGUUGUCAAAGUAGUUGGCAAGAAAAAAGCCAUAGAACUGCUCGGAGAGACUGCCACCCUGGAGGAGAGCGGCGGUGUGUACACCAUGGAUGGCAGCAGACGCCGGACACCGGGUGGGGUGUAUCUCAACCUGUUGAAAAACACCCCCAGUAUCACCAAGGCCCAAAUCAAGCAGAUAUUCUUUGAGGAACAGGUGAAGGAGUACAAGAGCAAGAAGGCUGCCCAGAAGAGGAGGCGGCAUUUGGUGGCCAAGAAGAUGAAGCAGGCCAUUGGCACACUAAACCUGCAGGAGCACGAUGACGUCUCCAGAGAGACUUUUGCUAGUGAUACCAACGAGGCUCUGGAGUCUCUGGAGGAAGCUGCAGAAGACGAGGAGGCACAAGAGGAAGCUGCUGUGGGCACUGAGGAGACAGCAGUGGUCUACAACGCGGCAGACCUGGAGGUGUUUUGAAAAUGGCCUGCUGUCUGAACAACGAUGCUAAUGAAACACUGAAAGCACUGAAUAUGCGAUUGAUACAAAAUCCACACUGGUGUCCUUUUUUGUUUAUUUUUUUUUUUAAACCUCAGCAAUAAAAGCAGCGCCUCUGUUAACACAUAGCUUGUUUCAUACAGCAUGAACAUGUUGAUUGGAGCUUUUGCAGUUCAAAUGUUGUUUGCCUUUUAAAACCAGUCCUUAUCAACAAAAUAAUGUUGUGAUAGUCAAAUACAUAACCAUUUGUUGCUGUAAGCAUCAUUAUAGAAACAGCUCUUGAGUUAUUAUUUUCAUGCACCUCGGUCUGGAAAAUAAUAAAAGUGGUGACUCAGGUAAAAGAAUUAAAAAACUGUAGGGUUCUUAUUUUGUACACUCGCUUCCAAACACAAAAUAAUAUAAAUAUUGAAUAAGCGGAGUUUUAUUAUCAUCAGAUCAUUAUUACUGUCCUGUCAUUCAUACCAAGUGGAGCUUCUCAAAGAAAGCGAAGGCAUUGAAUGGCAGAUGUAAAAGUGCUGAAGUGUCCACUAGAUGGCAGCCAUGUUCCAACUUCUGCAAGAGCUGAUAGCCUUUUUAGUCCAAAGCUGUAUAUCAAAAGAACCCUUAACUGUUCCAUACAGCAUAUAUCAAAAUGUAUAAUAUAAAAGAAUAACUCAAGAAUUAAACUGAAAAAUGCAAAACUGCAUGUGUAUGAGACUGCCACCUGCUAUAGUAAAGGUUAAACUAACAGAGUUCACAGGUGUCUU